Fusarium oxysporum Fo47 is the source of this 1659-nucleotide messenger RNA. Its product is annotated as karyopherin alpha. NCBI's taxonomy places the organism in Eukaryota, Fungi, Ascomycota, Sordariomycetes, Hypocreales, Nectriaceae. The coding region runs from base 1 to 1659 and encodes 552 amino acids. Gene Ontology annotation, cellular component: nucleoplasm; nucleus; cytoplasm. The record is from RefSeq and is a predicted model, not a curated record. Gene Ontology annotation, biological process: NLS-bearing protein import into nucleus. Gene Ontology annotation, molecular function: nuclear import signal receptor activity; protein binding. The transcript has 3 exons.
AUGGCUGAGCGAUACAUUCCCGAGCAUCGCCGAACUCAGUUCAAGGCCAAGAAUACCUUCAAGCCUGAGGAGCUCCGUCGUCGUCGCGAGGAGCAGCAAGUCGAGAUUCGAAAGGCCAAGCGUGAGGAGAACUUGGCCAAGCGUCGAGGUAUUGGAACCGGUGAGAACCGCCCUGGUGCUUCUCUCGGUGCCGCCCCUGAUAGUGAUGAUGAGUCCGCUCCUACCGAGUCCCAGUUGAAUGAGGACCUUCCUCAGAUGGUGCAGGGUGUCUUCUCGGACCAGAUCGAUUCGCAGAUUCAGGCCACAACCAAGUUCCGAAAGCUUCUUUCCAAGGAGCGCAACCCCCCGAUCGAGGAGGUCAUCAAGACCGGCGUUGUUAGUCGUUUUGUCGAGUUCUUGCGAUCCCCUCACACCCUGGUCCAGUUCGAGGCUGCCUGGGCUCUGACCAACAUCGCAUCCGGCUCCGCCACUCAGACACAGGUUGUCAUUGAGGCUGGCGCUGUCCCGAUUUUCGUCGAGCUUCUUGCUAGCCCCGAGCCUGAUGUCAGGGAACAGGCCGUCUGGGCCCUCGGCAACAUCGCUGGUGAUAGCCCUCACUGCCGUGACUAUGUCCUCAGCUGCGGUGCUCUUAAGCCUCUUCUUAACCUUCUCGGCGAUAGCCGUAAGCUUAGCAUGCUCCGCAAUGCUACUUGGACACUUAGCAACUUCUGCCGUGGCAAGACCCCCCAGCCUGACUGGACUACUAUUGCCCCCGCUCUUCCUGUCUUGUCCAAGCUCGUCUACUCCCUUGAUGACGAGGUCCUCAUCGAUGCCUGCUGGGCGAUCUCUUACCUCUCCGAUGGAUCCAACGACAAGAUCCAGGCCGUUAUUGAGGCUGGCAUUCCUCGCCGACUGGUUGAGCUUCUUAUGCAUGCCUCUACGUCCGUCCAGACUCCCGCCCUGCGCUCCGUUGGCAAUAUCGUUACCGGUGACGACGUUCAAACACAGGUUAUUAUCAACUGCGGCGCCCUACCCUGCCUCUUGUCUCUUCUGAGCUCUACCAAGGAUGGCAUCCGAAAGGAGGCAUGCUGGACAAUUUCCAACAUCACUGCCGGCAACUCUUCCCAAAUCCAGGCCGUCAUUGAUGCCAACAUUGUUCCUCCUCUGAUCCAUCUUCUGCAGAACGGAGACCUUAAAACCCGCAAGGAGGCUUGCUGGGCUAUUAGCAACGCCACCUCCGGUGGUCUGCAGAAGCCGGAGCAAAUCCGUUAUCUGGUUUCUCAGGGGUGCAUCAAGCCCCUGUGCGAUCUACUUGGCUGCCCCGAUAACAAGAUUAUUCAGGUUGCGCUGGACGGCCUUGAGAACAUCCUCAAGAUCGGUGACCUUGAUAAGCAGGCCGCUGGUGAGUCUGGCGACUCCAUCAACCGGUAUGCUCUUUUCAUUGAGGAGUGCGGUGGCAUGGAGAAGAUCCACGACUGCCAGAACAACGCCAACGAGGAGAUUUACAUGAAGGCCUACAACAUCAUCGAGAAGUACUUCUCGGACGAUGAAGAGAACGCCGACGAGGGUAUGGCCCAACAACCUGCUGGCCCUAACGGCACAUUCGGCUUCGGUACCAACGGUGCUGCUCCCUCAGGCGGUUUCGACUUUGCCAAGGGCAGCGACGCCAUGGACAUGUAA